Molecule: messenger RNA, 560 nt
Organism: Dentiscutata heterogama
Lineage: Eukaryota; Fungi; Glomeromycota; Glomeromycetes; Diversisporales; Gigasporaceae
Source: the annotation of a GenBank genome assembly
AAGCAGCUGCGGCUUUCGCUUCCACAGCAAUUUUAUUUCGUGAUUUUUUUAAUGAUACUGAUUACGCCAGCACAUUAAUAUCUCAUGCUAUAAAUGUUUAUACUUUUGCCGAAAAUCAAACCUUAAAAUUGUCUUCGUCAUCUGUCCCUGGAACUUUUGGAUAUAGUACUUCAACAUACACUGAUAAAUUAGUUUAUGGUGCUAUUUGGCUAUAUAAAGAUACCAAUCACGCACAAAACUUAGACAAGGCAAUAAAUUAUUAUAGACAAUUCCAAUUACAAAAUAGUCUAAGAAUUAUGUCAUGGGAUGAUCAAACAGGAGCCUGUAAUAUCUUAUUUGCUCAGAUAUACCAUGGUAAAUCAAAUGAAAAUUUCACUAUUUGGAGUAAUGAAACUGAACGUUACUUGGAUAGAAUAAUGACAAAUCAAAGUAAUUGUAAUUUGACAAACGGUGGACUUUUAUGGUGUAAAGGUGAUAGUGGAGCAGCUUCAAUACCAAUUUCUCUUUAUGGUGCCUUUGGGUUUUUUAUGUAUUCUUCUCACGCAUCUACCACAGAAAAA